UGCUUCUAAAUAUUUUAAAUAAUUUUUUUUUAGUAUUUAGUAAUAUAUUAAAAGUUGAAAACAUUGUGCAAUGGAUAUAGAAGAACCAGUUCAUAUACACACCGUGCAGGCGCGUUUUCUUUCUGAUGUAGGUGAAGAAGCAGGUCCGCCAUUAGAUCUACCCAUCAAUGUGACCAAACAACAGCUGGAAUUGAUUUUGAAUUCUCUACUAAAAAACGAGGAACAAACACCAUAUCUGUUUUUCAUAAAUGACGAUGAAGUCCGCGAAACGAUACAGCAAACACUUUCCGCAAAGCAAGUGGAAGCAGAAAACGUACUUGACAUUGUUUACCAACCGCAGGCUGUAUUUCGUGUACGUCCAGUUACACGUUGUACUAGUUCUAUGCCGGGUCAUGCUGAAGCAGUAGUUUCUCUUUCAUUUAGUCCCAAUAGCUUACAUCUUGCUAGUGGUUCUGGCGAUACGACACUGCGACUAUGGGAUUUAACAACCGAAACGCCACAUUAUACAUGUUCGGGACACAAAAAUUGGGUUCUCUAUGUGGCCUGGUCGCCAGAUUCGUUAAAGAUAGCUUCGGCAGAUAAAGUCGGUGAAAUACGUCUUUGGUGUCCAGAUAGUGGGAAACUAAUUGGCCGACCUUUGAUCGGGCAUAAAAAAUGGAUCAACUGCCUUAGUUGGGAACCAUACCAUAAAAAUGUAGAAUGUCGCUUCUUGGCCAGUGCCGGUAAUGACAAUGAUGUUAGGAUAUGGGAUACCGUUCUAGGCACAUGUUCGAAAGUAAUAGCAGGUCAUACAGCUGCGGUUACCGCUGUUCGUUGGGGCGGCGCCGGAUUGUUAUACACUUCAUCAAGAGAUCGUACCAUUAAAAUGUGGCGAGCCGAAGAUGGCGUUUUAUGCAAAACAUUUACUGGUCAUGCACAUUGGGUAAAUAAUUUAGCCCUUAGCACAGAUUACGUUCUUCGCACCGGACCUUUCCAUCCCGUCAUGGACAAAAACAAGUCUUACUCAAUAUCUGACAAGAAUCAAAUGCAACAACUGGCCCUCGAUCGAUACAAGAAAGUGUGUCCGGAUUCGGUAGAAUCCUUUGUUUCCUGCUCGGAUGAUUUUACGUUGUAUCUCUGGAAGUCGAGUCAGAAACAGUUUGUUACUCGGAUGACUGGACAUCAAAACGUAGUCAACGAUGUCAAAUAUUCUCCGGACGUAAAACUGAUUGCCUCUGCGUCUUUCGAUAAAUCCGUUCGACUGUGGCGAGCCGGCGAUGGUGCGUUUAUCUGUGUUUUCAGAGGACACGUACAGGCAGUCUACACUGUUGCUUGGUCAGCGGACUCGAGGCUGCUGCUCAGUGGUAGUAAAGAUUCAACGCUUAAAGUGUGGAGUGUCAAAGAACGAAAGCUUGCUCAAGAAUUACCAGGGCAUGCUGAUGAAGUGUACGGUGUUGAUUGGGCACCAGAUGGGUCGCGAGUUGCAUCUGGUGGAAAAGACAAAGUAUUGAAAUUGUGGUCAUACUAAUGUGGGCAAUAGCCAGUCUAAAGUAUAUUUAAUCGUGGGCAAUAGCUAUUGCUUCUCUGUCAAUAAACCAAGGUUUUUUUACCGAUG
Messenger RNA from Sabethes cyaneus, 1594 nucleotides. It is a transcript of the gene Nle, whose product is annotated as protein Notchless. Gene Ontology annotation, biological process: Notch signaling pathway; ribosomal large subunit assembly. Lineage: Eukaryota; Metazoa; Arthropoda; Insecta; Diptera; Culicidae. Gene Ontology annotation, cellular component: nucleolus. The record is from RefSeq and is a predicted model, not a curated record. The transcript is spliced from 4 exons. The coding region runs from base 71 to 1507 and encodes 478 amino acids. Gene Ontology annotation, molecular function: protein binding.